AUGAAUUGGCGCCUUUCUAGUGCUGUCAUAGUUGCAUUCAUUCUUCUAGUAUCGUUCGGGAUAAAAAGGGUUAUAUUACCAUCAAUCCCGUUGACAAGUCCAGAAACUUUAAAGGGGUUGUAUGAGCAGUCGUUGAAGUUGAAUUCAGAUUUCGAAAAUUCAACGCAUCUAUUACUACAGGAUUCUCGUUUAAAGCCUGCAACAAAUUCAUAUGUGGAUGCUAGAUUUCCAGAUGUUGAAAAGCAACGUUCUUCUCCUCAUUUAGAAAAUGCUACCAUUCUAAUGCUCUGUCGGAACUGGGAACUACCCGAGGUUUUAAAGUCAAUGCGAGAAUUAGAAGAUAGAUUCAAUCGUGAUUAUCAUUAUCCAUGGGUUUUUCUCAAUGAUGCAAACUUUACUUCCGAAUUUAUAACUGAGACUUCUGCCAUGGCCACAGGUGAAACAUUUUAUGGGCAUAUUCCACCAGAAGAUUGGAAUACCCCAGAAUACAUUAAUAAAACAAAAUAUAAUGAGAGCAUACUAAAUUUUACGAAAAAUGAUGUAAUAUAUGGUGACUCUAGAUCCUAUAGAAACAUGUGUCACUUCAACUCUGGAUUUUUCUUUAGGCAGAAACUGCUCCUGAACUAUGACUAUUAUUUUCGAGUUGAACCGGGUGUUCGAUAUUUUUGCGACUUUCAAAUGGACCCAUUUCGACUCAUGAGAGAGAAACGCAAGAAAUAUGGUUUUGUUAUUUCUAUUUUGGAGUACCCAGACACAAUUCCAACGUUGUGGAACACAGUUGAAAACUUUCUCACGGAAUACCCUAGUUAUUUACAUGAAAAUUCAUCCAUAGCAUUCAUCACCUCCAAAGACCCGAUAGGUCCAGAAACUUUGAUUCCAAAAGAUGCUUCCCCGUACAAUAUGUGUCACUUUUGGUCUAAUUUCGAGAUUGGUGACCUUAACUUCUUCCGCUCGCAAGAAUAUCUUGAUUACUUCAACUUUUUAAGUAGGAGUGGAGGAUUUUAUUAUGAAAGAUGGGGUGAUGCACCAGUUCAUACUAUAGCAGCUAGUUUACUUUUAGAUAGGGAUGACAUUAUAGAUUUCGAAGAUAUAGGGUACACGCAUCCUCCGUUUUUCACUUUUCCGGAUUCUGUGUCUCUCCAAGUUGGUAAGCGGUGCAUUAUUCCUCAAAACGAAAAAAACUUGGACAUCCUCCCGCACAGCUGCCUUCCAAGGUGGUGGAGAUAUGGAAGUGGAAAAAGAUUUCUCCGGGAGUAUUUCCAUGAAGAAGACUAUUUAUAA
This is a messenger RNA of Brettanomyces bruxellensis, 1281 nucleotides long. RefSeq lists its product as uncharacterized. Bases 1 to 1281 code for a protein of 426 amino acids. Gene Ontology annotation, biological process: protein N-linked glycosylation; cell wall mannoprotein biosynthetic process. The record is from RefSeq and is a predicted model, not a curated record. Gene Ontology annotation, cellular component: Golgi apparatus; membrane. Lineage: Eukaryota; Fungi; Ascomycota; Pichiomycetes; Pichiales; Pichiaceae. Gene Ontology annotation, molecular function: alpha-1,2-mannosyltransferase activity. The transcript has a single exon.